Messenger RNA from Rhodamnia argentea, 1473 nucleotides. Its product is annotated as probable trehalose-phosphate phosphatase 2. Bases 127 to 1224 code for a protein of 365 amino acids. Lineage: Eukaryota; Viridiplantae; Streptophyta; Magnoliopsida; Myrtales; Myrtaceae. The transcript is spliced from 10 exons. Gene Ontology annotation, biological process: trehalose biosynthetic process. The record is from RefSeq and is a predicted model, not a curated record. Gene Ontology annotation, molecular function: trehalose-phosphatase activity.
CUCUGUCUCUCUCUCUCUCUUGAAGAAGCAGCAGCUCUCGAGGUUUCUUCAGUUGCGUCAGCGACGAGCAUUGUAAAUCUGUGAGCGGGUGUAUAGCUAUACAGGCAACAGUGUUAGAGAAAAGAUAUGAUGAAGUUCGCUUUCGGAAAGGCUUAUCUGACUAUUGGACUUCGGUGGUUGGGUUUCAAAAGACGCAAAGCACGUGCGAUCUCCACAGCUAGGACUGAGGAGAAUGGUGUGGGCAAUCAUCCUCUAGGUUGCGUGAUAUUCAAGCAACCCGACCCGAUAGCUCCUGACCACGAAGCGGCUUAUGUCUCCUGGGUGAGGGAACACCCGUCGGCACUGCGCACGUUUGACCGGAUGACGAAAGCGGCAAAGGGCAAGAGGAUCGUCGUGUUUUUAGACUACGACGGCACCCUCUCUCCCAUUGUAAAUGAUCCAGACCUUGCGUUCAUGUCCGAUGAGAUGCGCGGGGCAGUACGCGAAGUUUCAAAGUAUUUCCCGACAGCUAUUAUUAGUGGAAGGAGUAGAGACAAGGUAAAAGAGUUUGUAAAGUUAGAUAAUGUUUACUACGCCGGAAGCCACGGAAUGGACAUAAUGGCUCCACCACAGCAACUAACAUCUGAUGGAAAGCGCCGUCCCCUGGCCAUCGAUCGAAAGGGAAAUGAAGGUUCGUUCCAACCAGCAAAGAAGUUCCUGCCUGCAAUUCAAGAGAUAUUCACCGCAUUAGAGGAAAACACCAGGAAAAUAAAGGGUGCCCGGGUCGAGGAUAACAGAUUUUGCGUCUCUGUGCACUUUCGGCAAGUCAGAGAAGAGGAUUACGACAUAUUGAAGGAGAAGGUGAAAUCUGUACUGGAGAACUAUCCGGAUUUCCGUUUAACUUGGGGAAGAAAGGUCAUGGAAGUUCGACCAUGUAUAGAGUGGAACAAGGGACAUGCUUUGGAGUAUUUACUCGAGCGUUUAGGACUCAGCAACUCUAGCGACGUCUUUCCAUUAUAUAUAGGGGACGACCGAACCGACGAAGACGCUUUCAAGGUAAUAGAGAGUAGGGGACAAGGUUAUCCCAUUGUUGUAUCUUCCGUAGCUAAGGAUACGAAGGCUCGCUUCUCUCUAAAGGAUCCGAAAGAAGUACAUACGUUUUUGUCUCACCUAGCUAGAUGGAGGAAGGGUUCUUCUUCUUCUUUCAGUAGGUCUUCUGCUCAAAUCGUGGGGAUUGACGACUGAUGAAGACUGCUUGUUGUCUAUGUAAAUGGCAGAAGAAGUUGCAGACCGGUGGGGACAGUUUUUAACUUUGGGGACUUCACCGUUCAUUUGUUCUUUCAUAUUUUGACUCUUAAGAGUAGUUAACCACAAUUCCUGUGGCUCUAUGGUAGUGUUACUUCAUGUAAAAAGUCGAGACACGGGACAUGAGUACCAUGUGCUCCUAUUGCUUCUACUUUUCUAAUGGUGAAGGUCACAUGAAUCUGUCUUUUU